UUGAGGACAUAGAGUAAGUUGAGAAUAACACCACUGAGUAUUGUAAGAAAGAGAAUAUUUAUAGCAAAUCAAGUUUGUUGAAAGGUGCGUUUGUUUGAGGUUUGGUCAUGUGAAUUUAUCCUUUAUAGCUCCAUGGUUUAUUGACGAUUGACGAAGAAGUUUUUAACUGUAUUGGACUCUAUUGGUGUAUCAUCACAAAGGUUUUGCUGUUAAGCUGUUUGUGUGACGUCCUCACUAAACCAUGGUUAAUGUAUUCGUGGUGUCCAGUGUGGCACUACUUCUUGUGUCUCGGAACGCCUUGGCAUUGGAGAAAGGUGAAAUUCUGGACAUGUCUUACGACUUUGGAGAAACUACGUUAUAUUGGCCAGGUGGUGGGUUUGACUUCACUAUAACAGUUCGUGGGCCAGAUGGGACUGUUCCAUGGUAUGAAGAAAAUAAAUUUGCGGCAGCAGAACACGGUGGAACUCACCUCGAUGCCCCUGCCCACUUCUCAGAAGGCAAACUACGAGUUCAUGAAAUACCCAUCAGUAAAUUGGUUGGACCCGCAGUACGAGUUGACAUCUCAAAACAAGCCUCAAAUAAUCGCAAUUAUCAAUUGACUACCAAGGAUCUUCACGACUGGGAAGGAAUCAAUGGGAAAAUACCAGACGGUUGUUUACUGUUUGUUUACACCGGUUGGGGAGCUUUCUAUCCCGACCGUCUGUCGUACUUCGGAUCCACUCGGGAUGAUACCUACCUUGAUGAUCAGGGUAAUUCGUUAUAUCAGUUCCCAGGGAUCGCUCCCGAAGCUGCUUCGUGGUUGGUGUCAAAUCGACAGAUAUCGGGCAUUGGAAUCGACACGCCCUCUGUUGACUACGGACAAAGUCUUGAUUUUUUAGCUCAUCGGAAUCUGUUAGCUGCCAAUGUAUAUGGAAUGGAGAACGUCGCCAACUUGGAUAAACUACCUACUACGGGAGCUAGAGUACAUGCUUUGCCUAUGAAGAUUCGUGGCGGUAGUGGGGCACCAUUACGUAUAUUCGCUAUGCUGGAAGUCAAUGACUACGCAACCAUUCAACCAAUCAUUGCAAUGAUCUUUUCAGUUAGCAUUUUAAUCAUUGUAUUUCACUACCUGAAACAAUAGGCCUAAUGUCUUCAUUUGUUCUGAAACCAUAAAGUGGAAAUGUCUGAAACUGAAGAAUAUAUGUUGUACAUCUUCAACAUUUUUACAUCAAAUCGAUUUAUCCAAAUAAACUCUAUUAUAAGAACAAAAUAUGACAAAAACUAGGGAGGUUUAGCUGCACGUUAGGGGAGCAAAUACAUGAAAGUUACGCACAAACAGUAUACGUUAACGUGAACAACAUCACAAA
Messenger RNA from Asterias rubens (European starfish), 1346 nucleotides. RefSeq names its product isatin hydrolase-like. Gene Ontology annotation, molecular function: arylformamidase activity. The transcript is spliced from 3 exons. Lineage: Eukaryota; Metazoa; Echinodermata; Asteroidea; Forcipulatida; Asteriidae. The coding region runs from base 242 to 1120 and encodes 292 amino acids. The record is from RefSeq and is a predicted model, not a curated record.